CGGAGGAGCCCGGCCGAGCCCCGAGCGGCGGAGGAUGCGCCGAGCCCCGCGGAACCGAGCCCAGCUGCAGCGCGGCGCGUCUCGCCCGGCCGCCGCUCGAGCCCUCGGAGCCCCCUGCACCCGGGAGCCAUGAGCCACCGGAGCAGUGCCCCGGCCGCAGCCCCCCGGCGCUGCUAGGCUUCCCCGCUCCCCCCAGAAGGUGCCCGUCGCUGGUGGGAAGAACCAGCUGUGCCUGCACCCAGCCUCACGCAUCCCUCCCAAGGGCUGCACGUCCGGGGCUGAGUGAGGUGCCCCCGCUGCUCCGUGUUGGGUCCCAUGAGACAGGCAGGACCACCCUGUCCUUCCCGCCCGGGGCUGCAGCACCCCCCUCUUCCUUUGCUGCACAGGAAGCCCCUCCAGCACCCAAAACGAAGCUGCAGAGGUCUGCUGCCACGGUGAGAGAUAGGAUGGUAGCUGGGGAGGCGAGUAUGCGCAGCCCAAUCCUGGCCUGCUGGCAGCCGAUUCUCCUCCUGAUGCUGGGAUCCAUCCUGUCCGGCUCUGCCACGGGCUGCCCACCGCGCUGCGAGUGCUCCGCCCAGGAGCGCGCCGUCCUGUGCCACCGCAAGCGAUUCAUGGUCGUCCCGGAGGGGAUCCCGACCGAGACCAGGCUGCUGGACUUGGGCAAGAACCGCAUCAAGACCCUCAACCAGGAUGAAUUUGCCAACUACCCUCACCUGGAGGAGCUGGAGCUAAAUGAGAACAUUAUCAGUGCCAUUGAACCUGGGGCUUUCAACAACCUCUUCAACCUCAGGACGCUGGGGCUCAGGAGUAACAGACUCAAGCUGAUCCCCUUGGGGGUGUUUACUGGACUCAGCAACCUUACCAAGCUAGACAUUAGUGAGAACAAAAUUGUGAUCCUCCUAGACUACAUGUUCCAGGACUUGUACAACCUGAAGUCUUUGGAGGUGGGGGACAACGACCUUGUCUACAUCUCCCACCGGGCCUUCAGCGGCCUCAACAGCCUGGAGCAGCUGACCCUGGAGAAAUGCAACCUGACCUCCAUCCCCACGGAGGCCCUGUCUCACCUGCACGGCUUGAUCGUGCUGCGGCUGCGCCAUCUGAACAUCAACACCAUCCGGGAUUACUCGUUCAAGAGGCUGUACCGGCUCAAGGUCCUCGAGAUCUCACACUGGCCCUACCUGGAUACUAUGACGUCCAACUGCCUCUACGGGUUGAACCUGACCUCCUUGUCCAUCACCCACUGCAACCUGACGUCCAUCCCGUACGUGUCGGUGAGGCACUUGGUUUACCUCCGGUUCCUGAACCUGUCCUACAACCCCAUCGUCACCAUCGAGGGCUCCAUGCUCCAUGACCUGCUCAGGCUGCAGGAGAUCCAGCUGGUGGGAGGGCAGCUCACCACGGUCGAGCCCUUUGCCUUCCGCGGCCUCAAUUACCUGCGCAUCCUGAACGUGUCAGGGAAUUUGCUGACCACCCUGGAGGAGUCGGCCUUCCACUCGGUGGGCAACCUGGAGACGCUCAUCCUCGACAACAACCCCUUAGCCUGCGACUGUCGGCUGCUCUGGGUUUUCCGGCGGCGAUGGAGGUUGAACUUCAACAAGCAGCAGCCCACCUGCUCCACCCCCGAGUUCGUCCAGGGCAAGGAGUUCAAAGACUUCCCCGACGUCCUCCUACCCAACUACUUCACCUGCCGCCGAGCGCGGAUACGGGACCGCAAACCUCAGCAGAUCUUCGUGGACGAAGGCCACACGGUCCAUUUUGUCUGCCGGGCGGAUGGGGACCCGCCCCCCACCAUCACGUGGCUCUCCCCCCGGAAGCACCUCAUCUCUACCAAAACCAACGGGCGGCUCACUGUCUUCCCUGACGGCACGCUGGAGGUGCGCUACGCCCAGAUCCAGGACAAUGGCACCUACCUAUGCAUCGCCAGCAACGCGGGUGGCAACGACACCAUGCUGGCCCACCUGCACGUGCGCAGCUACUCCCCCGACUGGCCCCACCAGCCCAACAAGACCUUCGCGUUCAUCUCCAACCAGCCCAACGAGAGCGAUGCCAACAGCACGCGCGCCACCGUGCCUUUCCCCUUUGACAUCAAGACUCUCAUCAUCGCCACCACCAUGGGCUUCAUUUCCUUCCUGGGCGUCGUGCUCUUCUGUCUGGUGCUCCUCUUCCUGUGGAGCCGGGGGAAAGGCAACACCAAGCACAACAUCGAGAUCGAGUACGUGCCGCGCAAGUCCGACGCGGGCAUCAGCUCUGCCGACGCGCCGCGCAAGUUCAACAUGAAAAUGAUUUAACCAGGCAACGAUUUGCAAAUAAUAAUGGUGGGGUUUUCCUUUUUUUUUUUUUUUUUUUAAAAAAAAGAACAAAUGAACAAUUAAAAAAUAAUUAAAACACAAACAUUGCUACAAACAUACCGACCUCUCUCCUUCCCACCGCUCCCUCUGCCCCUGUCCAAACCCACUGCACCCGCACUGUCACCACCUCUUUCUCCUCCUCCUCUUCUUUAUACCAGGAAAACAUUCAGCCGAUGUCUUCUGGACUCCUGUGUUUGUAAGGACUUUGUCUGAUGAACUCUGGUGUCAGAUAUAACUCUGAGAGGGAAAAACAAAGAGGGGGGAAAAAAAAAAAAAAGAAAGAAAAAAGAAAUAAAAAUCAUAAAAAGUUACGAACUUU
Molecule: messenger RNA, 2667 nt
Organism: Tyto alba (common barn owl)
Lineage: Eukaryota; Metazoa; Chordata; Aves; Strigiformes; Tytonidae
Gene: LINGO1
Product: leucine rich repeat and Ig domain containing 1
Exons: 4
Coding region: 447-2288 (613 amino acids)
Cellular component (GO): extracellular matrix
Molecular function (GO): protein binding
Source: RefSeq, a predicted model, not a curated record